Molecule: messenger RNA, 3571 nt
Organism: Babesia bovis T2Bo
Lineage: Eukaryota; Apicomplexa; Aconoidasida; Piroplasmida; Babesiidae
Exons: 3
Coding region: 51-3491 (1146 amino acids)
Source: RefSeq, a predicted model, not a curated record
UCAAAUUAAUUAUAUCGGUGGAAUCCUGAAUCGGGGAUGUGUACUUGACGAUGCCGACCUGGGCAUUGCCAUCAACAAAUAGCUAUUACAGGCACGCAUUGCUGCGCGACAUAUAUCGCAAUCAUGGCACCAAUGACCCUGAGAAACUUCGGGAAUGGUACCUCCGCUAUUUGCUGGAGACUGAGGAGCUGAACACAUGUGUAUCUUAUGCCACACCUGUUGAAGAUGUUACCAAACGUCAACUGCAAGACAUGGCGGCCUUGGUUCAUGUAGGUAACUCCAGCAUCACCGCGCGCAUUUCAGCACUUCACGGCUCGUCAGGCUUGUGUAAUUCUGGUUUGUAUUCUUUACCGUACGAAUCAAGCAUCUACUUAAACAGCGUCAAGGGAUACCGUAGCCUGCAAGGGUUCCCAUUCAUGACAUUCCAUGACAUGUUACAGUAUGAAAUAGUCAACGGCAUGUGUACGAUGUACACGUGGGACCGCAGACAAUCUAUUCUGUUGAAGCCUACUGGAGAGAGCAAUGGCGGUAUCGAGGGCUUAGAAGUCACCGCACAGCCCUACGAGGAUCGUAUACAAGUGAUUACUGAUAUAUUGUUCAAGGUAUACCCUUCAUGCCUCUUCUAUCCAAGCCUUGGCUUUUCUCGUCAAGAGAUCUUGAAGGCAGACGACGACGAUGAGGAGUACGGUACUGACCCUGCCAACCCAUUUGUCAAACUGAAGGUGCAUAUACAAAAUCGCCGUCGUUUUAAACGUCCUAUUAGUUAUCUCUGGGAACGCCCAAAGACUGCAUACAGUUCCACAUACGAUUUUUCCAACGGCUACUUUAUGCCAUAUACUCCAGAUGGUGAAGACAUCGAUUACCGCAGGCGUGGUGCGAAUCAAUACUUGUACCGAAAUUGGAAGCAGAUGACUUGGCGAGAUGGUCACAUUACUGAACUGAGAUCUGCUGGUAACCUCAUGUACGUGCGCAGUGUUAACGGUAUAUACAUUGGCAAAUACCAGGAGGGAAACGAACCUGUGGUCGAGACUCUAAAUAACCUGCAUUAUGAAGAACGCGAUAGAGUGCACUUUAUGCAUCCAAAUCCGUUUAUAUACUCCGAGUGUGCCAUGUUAUGUGGGAACUCCCUAUUACUUUAUGACGCCACGACGGCUAUAGAAUCCAAUCACUAUGCCCUAAAGCUCGGUGACAGUGAGGGUGAGGACAUCAAAGAUAUCAGUCAAACCAUUUGCUAUGGUAUGAACAUGCAUACUUUGAUCUUGGGAGGUGAACGUUUGUACACCUUCGACUUCCGUGUAGGUAAGCCAGAGGACCUUUUCCUGAAAGUGGAUAAGGAGAUUCGUGUAAACUCAACGAGGCAGUCUGAACGUGUAUGCGACAACUUAAAGCUUCAGGUACAUCAGAUGGCUAGUUACACUUGUGGUUUCAACAACUACUGGAAAUCAGUCCGUCCUUCAUUUUGGAGUGCGUUUACUGCCAUUAGCGCUCAUCCAUUAUAUCGCAACAUCAUCGCAACUGUCUAUUGCUUGAACGAUUGUAUAUACAUUUGGGAUUUGCGCGCGCCCAUUAAGCCGCUGCUGGAGAUACCGCUGUCCUCCACGGAGAACCUCGGUGCCAGGUAUAGGGAAUUAAGGUGGUCCGUCAAUGAAGAUGGCAGUGGGUCCGUCUUAUUAGCAUUCUGCUGGCGCCACAAGCACCCACUAGCGUGCUCAUUCCGCAUAAAUAAUGCCAUUACCCACUUUGAACCAGCUGAACCUCAGGAUGAUGAGCGGCAAUACUGGAACAACUGGGUGCAAGAAUCCAACAAUGAUACCACGAAUGUGUCAUCCUACUGGGAUAUAAAUUCUCAAUCAUCGGAUUCUUCAAGUACCACUGAUGACGAUGAAUCCACUGGAGAUACGCCACCUAUAGAGCGGGUGGGUCCCUUACCCAGGAAAUGUGAGUCCAAUGAGGAACAAGACUUAUCUUCAGACUCUGAUAACUCGUCGUCCUCCGAAGGCACAAUACAACGUGAAGCUAAGACAUACAUCCAAAGAGACAAUCAGGAAAGCCAAAGUCUUGCAGGGUUGAAUACAGAGACAUUAUUUCAUAAGCACAGUUUGUUAAGGGACUUUGCCAGCGGUAAGGUGUUUGAAGAUGUUAUUGAAAUUGAACUCAAGCAUUGUAUACCAUUGCAACUGACACGAAUCAGCAAAGAACAUGUGGAUAAAGCUGUGGAUUCAGUAGGUCCGCUUAUAGAACGACCUGAGGAUUACGCUGCAAUGCCAAUUAAGACCACGCAAAAGGAAUUGCUAUUACCCAUAUUCCAUGGAUACGCAGGUAUAACAACUCUAGAAUCAGGGCAAUGUCAAGUUGUCAUUGCGUGUACCAGCAGUGGUUCAUUGUUUGCCAUGGAUCUGUCCUUGUCCAAAAGGAUUGAAUGCCUGAAACCAAGUCGCUCUUUUGAUUUUGUUCAGCGUAAAUCUAGGGGUAGCGAGUUGUUCAAGUAUAUCAAGUCCAGUUCUGGGUCACUGUUCAUUCCACAGGGGUUUAUUACUGGCGAAACCGAUAGGGUCAUACCAGCUUCCAAUGUCUCCCUAUGCUCCAAGCCACAGUAUCCAAUAAUCAUUAUAUGCCUAAACAAAACAUUUGUAGACGUUCAGGAGGCAGAGUGUCUACCACUCUCUGCUGAUAAGAACAGGUUCGACUCAGAAGCCAUACUUAGGCGUCUGUUAUCCCAAAAGUACGAUGGUUUCGAUGAAGGGGGUAGUGACGAUAUCAUGUCACUGCACCGCUUUGAGCGAACUGUAGGCUCCAGGGAGAAGUUGGAGGACUUGGCCGUUAAUGUCUGGGACACUGCUGAGUUUAAGAUGGAUUUUGAAUAUGAUACUUCUAACGUGAACAAUCACUUUUUGGACCCUACUCCAGAAUGCCAUUGCUUUGUCCAGGAUAACCCAAACACACAAAUAAAGGCUUUAUCAGCAUACUUAAACGCUUUAAAACUAGAUCCCGAUGGUGCUGUAACUGUGGGACCAGUGGAAAAUAUUGACAAUAUCCCUACCGAAAAGGAAAAUACGUUGUUUGAAUAUCUCUCUCAAGCUUGCAAGUCUGGUCUAGAGUCCGGUGUCCCAAUAGAGAUUCCACAAGGGAAAGUACACUCUAAGGAGAUUGUCGAAUCACUACUGUUCCACUCCCCAGUGCUACCUAAAGUAAAGAACAAUGAUGAAGUCCCUAGUAAACGUGAUGGAGUUCACAAGCAUUAUUGUGGCGUCAACCAUUUGGUUGGCAUAAAGUUGCGUAAGGAGAAUGAUAUCGACUUGGGUGACCGUAUACAAUCGCUACUGGACACGUGGCGUACUACGGCUGAUGACGGUGGAGAGCCUGGCAGCGGCGGGAUGUAUCGUUUCCACACUCCUCCUGACCAAAUUGCCGUCUUGAGGAACGAACAGCUUGAACGUGACCGUUUGGUAGAGCAUUUGCUUUCACAGGGUGAAUCCAGCCAAACCAGUUAGUACACUGACCCACUCCUUAUUCGCAUGGGUCACUAUGUGCACUCGUGCUAUAGAAUUGUCACAGUAACGUAACCGGCUUA